Messenger RNA from Rhinocladiella mackenziei CBS 650.93, 954 nucleotides. RefSeq lists its product as uncharacterized. Bases 1 to 954 code for a protein of 317 amino acids. The record is from RefSeq and is a predicted model, not a curated record. NCBI's taxonomy places the organism in Eukaryota, Fungi, Ascomycota, Eurotiomycetes, Chaetothyriales, Herpotrichiellaceae. Gene Ontology annotation, cellular component: membrane; GARP complex; EARP complex. The transcript has a single exon. Gene Ontology annotation, biological process: Golgi vesicle transport; Golgi organization; endocytic recycling.
AUGGCUACCAUUACCUCUCCCCGGAGUGAAUCUCCGGCAAUUUCUAUCCAUCGAGUCACCUCGCCCUCUACCCCCGGCGCCAACGAUACACCCUCAUCCUCCGUUCGACCCUCUAUCGAAAUCCCCAGGAACAAUGCUUCUUCUCCCGCCCUCCAACAAAAUGUUAUACCUGCACCCACCACGACGCAGCGUCGUAACCGCGCCGCCUUGCGUGAUUACUAUAAUCUCAAAUCUAGAGCCCCCUCCGGCGCAUCUCAGGACCUAAAUAUAAGUCGGACAGCGAGUAUUGCGUCCAACGCGUCUGACUCUACAAUUACGUCCUCCGCCCCUGUACCGGAACCUUCGUCCUUAACAACCCAAAUGGAUCACCCCACUUUUGACGCCAAAGCUUACGUGUCCGAAUUGCUGAAAACCGCCAGCCUACGUGACAUUCUGAGAACAGAGGGUGUGCUAGUCAGCGAGAUCAGAAACCUUGACGGUGAGAGGAAAGCAUUGGUAUACGACAACUACAGCAAAUUGAUCAAGGCCGUGGAGACCAUUGCGGAGGUGCAGAAGGGCAUGCACAAGAAAGGGGCAGAUCGGUCCAGUGUGCUAGGAAGAGAGAGGGAACCGAGCCCCGGAUUCGAUGGCGUGCAGAAGCUAGAAGAAAAGCUGGACGGAUUGUUGAAGGUGGUCAAGGAAUUGAAUCCGGCCGAGCGAGAAGGGAUGAAACAAUCGAUAGAGGUGAGGGAAAAGAGGAGGCAAAAAGAGACCGUUCAGUGGGCACUAGACGCACCGUCUCGAUUGCAGAACAUGAUUGCCCAAGGUCGAAGGGAUGCUGCCAUGAAGGAGUAUAAGUCCGUUAUUGGUCUGUUGGAUCAGUGGAAAGGUGUUGGUGGUGUUAACGAAUUACGCGCGAAAUGUGAGAAUACUAUGGAGUCUCCUGACCACGAGGCGAAAGACGCCGAGGACUGA